AUGAGGAAGAGUCUUAACAAUAAAAACACUCCUCUCGUAUAUCAGGAUGCAAACGGUGAUACUCAAAUAAUUACUUUAGAACAACUCAGUAAGGAUGAAUCAAUCCACUUUGGAGAUACUGUCAUUUCUACUCAACCAUCCUUUGAGGUAUCUGGAGGAAGUCAAGUCUUUAAAAGUGCAAAAGAAAACGUUGAAAGUGUAGAAAGAAAAAUGCAAGUCCUUUACAACUUACAACAUGAAAGAGGGAAAAGUGACACAACAUCUGAUCAAACACAACAAAAAGUUAAAACUAACUCUCCUUUUCAACACGCAACUCUAAAACCAAAAUUUAACUUCUUUGAAUAA
Messenger RNA from Entamoeba dispar SAW760, 345 nucleotides. RefSeq lists its product as uncharacterized. The record is from RefSeq and is a predicted model, not a curated record. NCBI's taxonomy places the organism in Eukaryota, Evosea, Mastigamoebida, Endamoebidae. The transcript has a single exon. The coding region runs from base 1 to 345 and encodes 114 amino acids.